UCUUCUUCUUCUUCAGCGGUCUCCCAACUCCGUUUUUUUUUUUUUUUUGGCGGGUUUUAUUUUCCUCCUUCCUAAAUCCCCUCCAUUUUUAGCGGCUCCGUCGCUCUAGCACUUACUGUCCGUUCCAACUCCCCAACCCAUCCCAUGCACUCGUCCAAGAUGCGCCGGAAAGUAGUUCCGGCUUCAACUGACAACGGCGAUUCCGCCGACAAACAAGACCAGCUCCUCCUCUCUGCUGCCAUCUGCAACGGCGAGGACUUAGGCCCCUUCGUCCGCAAGGCCUUCGCCACCGGUAAACCCGAGACCCUCCUUCACCACCUCCGACACUUCUCCCGAUCCAAAGAGUCCGAAAUCGAGGACGUUUGUAGGGCCCACUACCAAGACUUCAUCAUGGCAGUCGACGACCUCCGCUCCCUCCUCUCCGACGUCGAUUCCCUAAAAUCCUCUCUCUCCAUUUCCAACUCCCAGCUUCAGUCCGUCGCCCUCCCCUUGCUCACCUCCCUGGAUUCCUUCGUCGAGGCCCGCAACAAAUGCAAGAACAUCACUCUCGCCAUCGAAUCUCUUCGGACCUGUGCUCAAUUAGUCGAGCUCUGCUCCCGAGCCAAUUUUCAUCUCUCCAACAACAACUUCUACAUGGCCCUCAAGUGCGUGGACUCGAUUGAGCGUGAGCUUCUGAAAAAGAUGCCGUCGUCUACUCUCCGGCGCAUGCUGGAGAAGCAGAUCCCGGAGAUUCGAGCUCAUAUAGAGAGGAAAGUAAGCAAGGAGUUCGGGGACUGGCUGGUGGAGAUUCGAAUAGUGAGUCGGAAUCUGGGUCAACUCGCGAUUGGGCAAGCCUCAGCUGCUAGGCAGAGAGAGGAGGAGCUCAGGAUCAAGCAGAGGCAAGCCGAGGAGCAGAGUCGUCUGAGUCUUCGGGACUGCGUUUACGCGCUUGAGGAAGAAGAUGAUGAAGGGCUAGACGGAUUCAGCGAGAAUAACAGGGAAGGCUAUGGUAACGGUGGGGCAGGGGCUUUGGGAUUUGAUUUGAUGCCCUUGUACCGAGCCCAUCAUAUUCACCAGACUCUUGGGCUGGAGGAUCGUUUCAGGCAGUAUUAUUUCGAAAACCGGAAGCUUCAAUUAACUUCGGAUUUUCAGGUAUCUUCAAUGACCCCUUUUCUCGAAUCGCAUCAAACCUUUUUGGCUCAAAUUGCCGGGUUCUUUAUAGUUGAGGAUAGAGUUUUGAGGACUGGUGGGGGGUUAAUUUCGAAGAUGGAGGUUGAGAAUUUGUGGGAUACUGCUGUGAGCAAAAUGUGUUCCGUUUUAGAGGAUCAAUUCUCUAGAAUGCAGACAGCUAAUCAUCUGCUACUGAUAAAGGAUUAUGUGAGUUUGCUUGGCGUUACGUUGCGGAGAUAUGGUUAUCCUACUGAUGCUUUGCUUGAUGUUUUGAGCAAGCACAGGGAUAAGUAUCAUGAGCUCUUGUUGUCUGAUUGUCGUAAGCAGAUUGCCGAGGCUCUUGCCGCGGAUAAGCUUGAGCAGAUGUAUAUGAAGAAAGAGUAUGAAUAUUCCAUGAACGUUCUCUCGUUUCAGUUACAAACUUCUAAUCUUAUGCCCGCAUUCCCUUAUGUUGCACCAUUUUCUUCCACCGUGCCUGAUUGCUGUAGAAUUGUGCGGUCAUUCAUUGAGGAUUCGGUGAGUUUCAUGUCGUAUGGCGGACAGCUCGAGUUCUAUGAUGUGGUGAAGAAGUAUUUGGAUAGGCUCUUGGCUGAAGUUCUGGAUGGGGCUUUAUUGAAGAUCAUUAAUACUUCAGUUAACGGGGUUACUCAGGCAAUGCAGAUGGCAGCGAAUAUGGCUGUAUUUGAGCGUGCUUGUGACUUCUUUUUUUGCCAUGCUGCACAACUUUCAGGAAUUCCUUUAAGAAUGGCCGAAAGGGGCAGGAAGCAGUUUCCUCUAACGAAAGCUCGUGAUGCAGCUGAGGAGAUGCUCUCUGGGUUGCUUAAGCAGAAGGUCGAUGGAUUUUUGACUCUAAUUGAGAAUGUGAACUGGAUGGCCGAUGAUACUCUACAGGGUGGUAAUGAAUAUGCGAAUGAGGUGAUUAUAUUUCUAGAAACUCUCGUCUCUACUGCUCAGCAGAUUUUGCCGGUUGAGGUUCUUAAGAGGGUUCUGCAAGAUGUUCUUUCUCACAUAUCUGAGAUGAUCGUUGGAGCUUUACUUGGGGAAUCAGUUAAGAGAUUUAACGUAAACGCUAUUAUGGGACUUGAUGUGGAUAUCCGGAUGUUGGAAUCAUUUGCUGAGAACCAAGCUACACUUUUGUCUGAUGCAGAUGCAAAUGAGUUGAAAACAGCACUUGUUGAGUCAAGGCAAUUGAUUAACUUGCUCUUGAGCAAUCAUCCUGAGAACUUCUUAAAUCCAGUUAUCCGAGAGAGAAGUUAUAAUGCUUUGGACUACCGCAAAGUAGUGGCCAUUUCAGAGAAGUUAAGGGAUCAAUCCGACAGGCUGUUUGGGUCAUUUGGAACAAGGGGAGCGAAGCAGAAUACGAAGAAGAAAUCUCUAGAUGCAUUGAUAAAACGACUGAAAGAUGUGAAUUAAAUUUAUUCAUUCUCUAUACGUGCUUAUUUGCUGGUAAUUCUUCCAUUGGCUCGCCAGUUACUUUACACUAGUUGGAAUUAGCUUAAUCAUAGUAUGUUGGCUCGCGUUAUUAUUCAUUGGUUGUUUCUAUUCAAAUUUUCAUAAUUGCCCAUGAAAUUUGGUGUUACGUACUUCAUCACACUCUCUUGCAGCUCCAAUAGCUUGUUUCUGUUUGCUGAUUAGAAUGUUGCUUGGUCUCUUAAGAUCGUAGGUAGCUCUAUCAGACUUGGUUUAUGUCCAACUUAACCAAAAAUUAUUUUUUCUUUGCUUUAUUUACUUGAUUUUGCAAUUCGUUAUAUUUUGACAUUGUAA
Molecule: messenger RNA, 2913 nt
Organism: Coffea eugenioides
Lineage: Eukaryota; Viridiplantae; Streptophyta; Magnoliopsida; Gentianales; Rubiaceae
Product: exocyst complex component SEC15B
Exons: 1
Coding region: 145-2562 (805 amino acids)
Biological process (GO): exocytosis; Golgi to plasma membrane transport; intracellular protein transport
Cellular component (GO): exocyst; membrane
Source: RefSeq, a predicted model, not a curated record